AACGCGUGUAUUCUCCUGCUAAGGCCGCCACCUCCUGCUGCACGCUUCCCUCUCUCUCUCUUUCUCUCUUACCCUCCUCUGGUGUCGGAGAUCAUCGCAACCCCCAUCUUUAUUUUUGGGUGGGGACCGGGAUAAGGCAGUCAACACGAAACAUCCAAAAUCGCUUGUGGUUCUUUGCUAAAAUUGGCGUGUGAUUUAAGCAGAGGUCCCGUGUUGCUUCUCCCUUCGGUUCUUCCUGUCCGGUGAGAAUCCUCCUCGUGCCUUUCCAGUGCUAGGUCUCGAUUCGUGCCCGACAUCGUGCGUGCCCGGUGGGUUCGUUCGUGUCUCUGAUUUUCUUGAUCUUUAGCUACUUGCCGGAGGUUUCGGGGGCAUGUCCAUUGCGAUUCUGCCGUAGAAUGAAGCCCUGAAGGUUGAAAUUCCCUUCUCUUUCGUGGGUUCCGCGAAAGUUUUCGUUUUUCUGCGUCUUUUUCUCAUUGAUGAUCUGCCCUUUUGGCGACUACACAUCCGAUGGAUUAACAAUGAAACUUUGGAUAGAUUGUAGCAACCUCCUUUGCCUCUUUUCUUUUGUCCUAGUUCUUGUGUAGGUUUUUAGGCUCGAAUUUCCUCGAUAUUUUGAUCAUCUGGGCUUAAUCGGAUGAUCAGAUUAUAAUUAUGGCGAUUCGAUGGAUUUAUAAGGGAGAAGUGUUGUAAGUCGAUUUAAAGCGGGAAGCUUUAUUUAGGCUCUUCAAACCGUAGGCGAAGGGUUUGCAAAAUGUCAUCCGCCGGUGUUGCUGUGAGUCUUAUCCGCAAUGACUCUUUCGUCUUCCCGAGUCUGUUUGAUCACCAAUCGUGUGCAUCCACCAAAGAACCGAUAUUGAUUUACAUCACCUGUCCUGGGUUGAUAACGCCAUUGCGAGUGCGAGAGACCGAUUCGAUUGAGUCCGUGAAACUGCAGAUCCAGAGCUGUAGAGGUUUUGUCACGAGAAAUCAAAAGUUGGUCUGUAGGGGCCGAGAACUCUCGAGGAAUAAUUCUCUAGUUCGGGACUAUGGUGUGGAGGAUGGAAAUGUGCUGCACUUGGUGCUCAGGCUUUCGGAUCUCCAGGUCAUCCAUGUAAGGACGACAUGUGGGAAGGAAUUCACUUUCCAUGUGGAGCGGAACAAGGAUGUUGGGUACGUCAAGCAACAGAUUGCUAAGAAAGGGAGAGGUAUCAUUGACUCUGAUGAGCAAGAAGUUGUUUGCAAUGGAGAGAGAAUCGAAGAUCAGAGACUUAUUGAGGAUCUUUCUAAGCAAACCGGUGCGGUGAUACAUUUGCUGGUUCGGAAACCUGCUAAGGUUAGACCUAGGCCUGUUGAUAAGAACUUUGAAUUGUCUAUUGUAGCAACAGAAUUGAAUGAUAGUAGAAAGUAUGAUGCUGGCAAAGAGAAUGACCAGCGACAAGGUGGUGUUUGGGAAGAGUGCAACAGGAAAGAGGGUGAAUUUGAUGGACACUUGGUCAAUGGGAAGCCUCCAGAGAAAAAAAUCUGCUUGGAGCCAAUUCUUGUUAACCCUACAAUUAAAUUGUCUACUUUCAUGUGGGAUAUGAUCAAUUCGUCCUUUGAGGGAAUGGAAUGUGGUUAUCAGCCAGUAAGGUCCAUGGAGGGUACAGGAGGAGCUUAUUUCAUGCAAGAUUCAUUUGGGCAGAAGUAUAUUUCUGUUUUUAAGCCAAUUGAUGAGGAACCCAUGGCUAUCAACAACCCUAAUGGUUUGCCUAUGUCUGAAAAUGGUGAAGGACUUAAAAAGGGUACAAAGGUUGGAGAAGGAGCCUUUAGAGAAGUUGCGGCUUACCUUUUGGAUCAUCCAAAGACUCGGCGUCGGUGCCCUACAUUUUAUGGCAUUGCAGAAGGUUUUGCUGGAGUUCCGCCUACUGUAAUGGUUAAGUGCUUGAAUACAGGUUUUAACCAUGCAAACAAUGUAAGUAAGAAGAUUGGGUCUUUGCAAAUGUUCGUGGAGAAUGAGGGCAGUUGUGAGGACAUGGGACCUGGGUCCUUUCCUGUGAAUGAAGUGCACAAAAUCUCUGUCUUGGACAUAAGAUUGGCUAAUGCAGAUCGGCAUGCUGGAAAUAUUCUCUUGAGUAAAGAGGGAGACAGGGGCCAACCAGUCUUGAUUCCAAUUGAUCACGGAUACUGCUUGCCUGAAAGUUUUGAAGAUUGCACAUUUGAUUGGCUGUACUGGCCACAAGCUCGCCAGCCUUACUCACCUGAGACAAUUGACUACAUAAGAUCUUUGGAUGCUGAAGAAGAUAUUGCCCUUUUGAAAUUCCAUGGCUGGGACCUUCCCCUUAAAUGUGCCCGUGUGCUCCGCAUAUCAACGAUGCUGCUGAAGAAGGGAGUAAAAAGAGGCCUCACUCCCUUUGCAAUUGGGAGCAUCAUGUGCAGAGAGACCUUGAACAGGUGGUCCACAAUUGAGGAGAUUGUGCAGGAAGCAGAAGAAUCUUUGCUCCCUGAUAGCAGCGAAUCUGCAUUUCUUGAUGCUGUAUCCCAAGUGAUGGAUAGCUACCUCGAUGAGAUUGCCGGUCACCAUCCUGGAUACUCAAAGUAGUUGUUGAUAUGUACUGACCAUAUGGCGUUGUACAUAUGUAUAUGUACAUGAGGACAAGCGGGUCCUUUUAUCGUUUUCUUAUAACCGUUUGUUUCACGGUUCUUUCGUACUUCUUUAUUUCACUCUAAGUGCACACAGUUCGUGUCCUUAACUGUAGUUGUUUAGGUGCUGAUUAAGAUUCUUUGUCGUACAUUUAUUAAUUGAUUUCUGGAUUUAUGUUGAUUCUCUCUUAA
Molecule: messenger RNA, 2790 nt
Organism: Eucalyptus grandis
Lineage: Eukaryota; Viridiplantae; Streptophyta; Magnoliopsida; Myrtales; Myrtaceae
Product: phosphatidylinositol 4-kinase gamma 4
Exons: 2
Coding region: 752-2557 (601 amino acids)
Molecular function (GO): protein binding
Source: RefSeq, a predicted model, not a curated record